GGAUCGCGUCCAUGGAUGUCUUCAAACCCGCUUUGGACAAUAGUUUGAGUCCCAAGGCGUGCGUGUCCUCAUCGGAAGAAGCAGAGGCAGAUGUUUUUCGCUGGCCGACACCGGAGAAUGGCAUCAGCGCCGCUCCGGAUGCGGGACUCGCCGCUCCGGGCUUCUGGACGGCUGUAUUCGACUAUGAAGCGACUGCGGAUGACGAGCUCAGCCUGCGGAGGGGGGACCUGGUGGAGGUCCUGUCCAAAGACUCCCUGGUGUCGGGAGAUGAGGGCUGGUGGACCGGUAUGAUAGCAGACCGGGUUGGCAUUUUCCCGUCUAAUUAUGUGAGCAAAGGGAAUGGCAUUCCGGAGGAAAUACGGGACGCCCCGGAGCAGCAGUACUCAGUGCCUCCUCUGCACCUUCUGGAGAUCGAUUUCUCUGAGCUGACCCUGGAGGAAAUCAUCGGGGUGGGCGGUUUUGGAAAAGUCUACCGUGCAGUGUGGCGGGGCUUCGAGGUGGCAGUGAAGGCAGCACGACGGGACCCUGAUGAGGACGCGGAGCAGACUCUGGAGAGCGUGCGUCAGGAGGCCAAACUUUUCGCCAUGCUCAGUCAUCCCAACAUCAUGGCUCUGCUGGGGGUGUGUCUGCAGGAGCCCAACCUGUGUCUCGUCAUGGAGUACGCCCGGGGAGGCCCCCUCAACCGGGCCCUCGCAGGGAAACGCAUCCCGCCUUGCACGCUGGUGGACUGGGCCGUGCAGAUCGCCCGCGGCAUGUUCUACCUCCACAGCCAGGCCAUCGUCCCCAUUAUUCACCGGGACCUCAAGUCCAGCAACAUCCUCAUCCUUGAGAGAGUUGAGAUGGAAGACCUCAGCAACAAGACUCUGAAGAUCACAGACUUUGGACUGGCUCGAGAGUGGCACCGCACCACCAAGAUGAGCGCCGCCGGCACCUACGCCUGGAUGGCUCCUGAAGUCAUCCGCUCAUCUAUGUUCUCCAAGGGUAGCGACAUUUGGAGUUAUGGCGUGUUGUUGUGGGAGCUGCUGACUGGCGAAGUUCCAUUUCGGGGUAUCGAUGGCCUCGCAGUGGCUUAUGGGGUGGCAAUGAACAAACUGGCUUUGCCCAUUCCCUCGACUUGUCCUGAGCCCUUUGCACGCCUUAUGGAAGACUGUUGGAGCCCAGACCCUCACUCUCGACCACAGUUCACAGCUAUUCUGGACCAGCUGACGGCCAUCGAGGAGUCAGGCUUUUUUGAGAUGCCGGUCGAGUCUUUCCACUCUCUGCAGGAUGACUGGAAACUGGAGAUCCAGGAAAUGUUUGAUCAGCUGAGGACCAAGGAGAAGGAGCUGCGAUCGUGGGAGGAGGAGCUGACCCAAGCGGCUCUGCAGCAGAAGUGCCAAGAGGAGGCGUUGAGGAGGCGCGAACAGGAACUAGCCGAGCGGGAGAUCCACAUCCUGGAGCGAGAACUCAACAUCAUCAUUCACCAGCUCUACCGGGAAAAGCCUCGUGUUGAGAGCAGGCAGGGCAAGUUCCGCCGCAAUCGCCUUAAACUUAAGGAUGGCAACAGGAUCAGCCUGCCUUCAGAUUUUCAGCACAAAAUCACAGUGCAGGCGUCUCCCUCACAUGAUCGGCGUAGGAGUUUGCUCAGCAGCGGUUCCAGUCCUCAGACCAGUCCGCCGAUGCUGCCCCGCCUGAGAGCCAUCCAACUCACUCCAGGGGAGGGAUGUACAGCCUGGGGUCGCAACACAGGUUUCCAGCAGGAUGAAGAGGAGGAUGAGAGGAAGGGGUCCAGGAAAAAGGGUAGAUCCCGCGGGUGUGGCCCAUACAGGGAGCACAGUGCUGACGCCAGUGUGAAGCCUCCCCAUGAAGGCAGCAGGCAGCGGUCCUGCAGCGCCCCAAACCUUCGCAGGUCCCCGAGACACAGUCCAGCAGUGCCAGGAGUGCCAAGUCUUGUGGAGAUGGAAAAUGAAGACUGCUGCUUCACUGCUGAGCCAGGAGCAUCUCCUGGUCAGUCCUACCUCUGCAUCCCCUUCCAUAAGGAUGGCCACACAGCUGCUGCUGACGGAGAUGGAGAUGAGUAUUGCGCCAGCAGCCAGGUUCCAGGGACAUCGCCAUGCAAGAAGAGCCCUAGUGGGGCCCGGAGGUCUGAACUCGUCCUGCUGGGCUGUGGAGCUCUGCUGGCAGCUGUGGGACUGGGCUACAACCUGCUGACUCUGGCCCAGCCGGAGGAGAGCAUCAAAUCGCGAUGGGAGGGUUUCUUCCACAGAACUGGGGGCCAGAGGCGGAGCACCAGCCCCCCAACUCGCAGACUGUUCAGACGGGAAAGCCCGCUGAAACCCUCGGCGCCCUCGCUGCCAGAGCGAGGCUUGCCCUCCUCUUAUACGCUGCUGUCCUUAUCUUCAGUGUCUGACUGCAACUCCACCCGCUCGCUGCUGCGCUCUGACAGCGAGGAGUUGUUGGUCUACCGCCCUGCCUCACCGCCUCGGGACUCACGGCAUCAGGCCAUCCAAACCCCAGUCAACCCACUGGUCAACACCCACCUUGAGAGCUUCAAGCGUAACCCCCGCCAGUCUCUCACACCCACACAUGUACCCUCUGCCCCGAGCUCCUCACGUAGCCUGCGCCGAACACCAUCAGAUGGGGCCAUAAAGAAGGGCUGCCCUCCAAAUAAUCUGGAACCAUUGCCAGAAAAAACAGCGUUAGAGAACGCAGGUGGCUUCAGAGGUUUAAAAGAAGAAGAGGUUCCACGGCUUCCUGAUCCAAACGUUGUUUUCCCUCCAACUCCCCGUCGGCGCUGUGCUCCUGAACGCCCCAAAACCCUUGACUUUGUGGCAAGGCCUCGGCCUUCCCCUCGGGCUCGCUGUGAUGUAUUUUGGGCGGAAGCCAGGCCAAGGGGAAACGGACAAAUGCUGGGUAACGGCGAGUCCCCCGCCCACACAUCCAGCACGGAGACUCCUCCAACUGUAGAAUUUGGCAGAGACCCGGCGGUGCUGCCCACCCCCAUGGAGGCCCCAACACCCUACUCUCCCCGCAAGAAUGAAAACCUGUUGGACCAGCUGGAUGAGGGACAGUAUCGGGAUGGCACCAUCCCGCUCUGCAGACCAGAGAUCAGCUUGCCCAAAGACUCACCUUUCCGCUACAGACCUGGAUUCUGGUCCUAACCCAGCCCCAUGUGCAAACAGCCACGGCCCUUCACCCUUCAACCCAAGGAGGGGAUUGUCUCUGCUGUCAGAUUCUGGAUUGUUACAGGUUGGGGCCAUUUAGUGCUUACAAAAAUAAUCAGUUUUUUGCUUUAAUUAGUAUUUAACGGGGGUGGGUGUUCACCUUUCUCCAUCGACGAUGUUGUUGCAAAAUUAGAGGAAAGGGAUUUACUGUGAAUAUUUUACCUUUCCAACAUUUGUUGUGUCACCCUUUGUGAUGGAAAACCUUCAAUGUAUUAUCUGAAACUGCUAAAAUGAACCAAUGAAAAGUAUUUGAAAGUCUUAUUGGACCCAGGUCUGAUUGCUACUGCGUUAAAGGUAAAGAAUGACCAUUUUUUCCUCUCUUACACAUCCCAUCUGUCAUUCAAGAUGUAAAGGUUUUUUUCUUUUGGAAUAAGCUGAUUAACAGCUCUAUAUCACAAUGGUAUUGAUUAAAGCUUUACGUAAUUUAAUUAAUUUCAAGCUUGAUUUCAAGAUUGUGCAUUGAAUGAAGUGCACUUUUGGAAAGCAUCAUGAAUGUAAAGCUUCAGGUUUUAUUCCGUUGUCAAAAAAAGCUGCCUCUGAUUAUUUGUAAUUUGUCUGUUAAAGCACUGUGUUAUUUUACCUAACCUGUAUAAUUCACUCUCCUGUGUUAGUGGCAGAUGGAUUCCUAUUUUGUACUGAGCACCUGUCAUCACCAAUCACUUGUACAGAGGAACAUCCCAGGGAUGGGGUUGCUGUUGUAUAAUAUGAGCACUUCUUUGAAUUUGUCUUGAAACAGUGUCAGUACAAUAAUGUCUGACACCAUCUCGAGCCCUGUAUGGUGAACUGUAAAGAAGAAUGUCACUACUGCUUGAGUCUGAAUUGGGACUGUAUCAGAAAACUCAUUAAUUCCCUGUCGAGUUCAUUGUUUGUGAACCCUGUCAGAGUAACUUGUUUGUAUCCCAACACACCAGUUAAGAAACAUUUCUUCAAGCUAAAAAGGGAACUUUGUGUUUGUAAUUCUGUAAAAUGUCUGCCUCAUAAAUUGUUGAUCAACAUAGGAUGAGGGAUAUAAUGUAUUUGAUUAUGUAAGUGGCACGCAGGUGAAGCAGGCCCUGGUGGCACGUGAAUGUUUAUUUACUGAUUUCUUAUGUUUGUAAUGAUUUAUUUAAGUUUAUUUAUUGAACAGUUUAUUAUGAUGGUUUAUUUUUAUAUUUCAUUGUAUUUGCCUUCAUUUUUGACACUUGUUAGUGUUGUUCAUGAAUGUUUUUACGAGUUAAAUGUGGCUUCCAACAAAAUGCAGUAGCAUUUGAUGUUCUUCACAUACAUUCAUCUGUUUGAUGCAUCUUAAAUUAUCUUCAGUUGUUUUAUUUGUAACAUCUUUAACACUGUUGUCCUGGGAAAAUGAAUUUCAUGACAAUAAUUUGGAAUUCAGGAGAUUGGGAUGAGCAUUUUUUUUUUAUUUUAUAGAAAAUAACCCACUUAAGAAAAUAAUAAACAGAUUAUUGAAAAUAGUUGCAGUCCAAAAUCAAGCAAUCAAAAAAUUAUUUAACUGAGCUAAACUCAUACAAACCAGGUUGUGCACAUUGGUUAGUUUUUGCUUCCACGCUUUACUUGUGUUUGUCUGGCCUGGGCUGGAGUUGAGUAUUAUUUAUUUUUUUUAUUUAUUAUUUUUACUGUUUACUGUCUGAUAAAUCCUGUGAUAAAUCCUACACACCAACUGUCAAACUAGCAGGCAAAAAAACAGCUGAUUAAAACUGAAUUAUUUUCUUUGGGGGGGGGGGCACAUUCUGGGUCUAGUCUUAAUGCCUGUUUCUCUGAUUUCAUUUUCAAAUGACAAGAGACCAGUGACCUGGAGAACUGCAUCCUCUGAGGUUCAGUCUGUCUUUAUCCCAAAUGUGACCCAAUGUAUAUGUUUAUAUGAAUGCUUUUUUUCUGUGCAGAAUGUGAUCUUGCUCAAUGUACAAACUCACUAUUUCAACUAAGGGUGCUAGUUGAAACAGGGCUGCCCCUCCUGAGGUGUAGCCAACCUAUCAUCAUAUGUCUGAAAUGUUACCACGAAUAAGCUGAACUUUCUGAUGAACAUUGUUAAGGUUGGGAAUGAAACGGUUACUGACUGACUUGUAUUUGCACU
Scatophagus argus is the source of this 5274-nucleotide messenger RNA. RefSeq names its product mitogen-activated protein kinase kinase kinase 9 (gene map3k9). Gene Ontology annotation, biological process: protein phosphorylation. The record is from RefSeq and is a predicted model, not a curated record. The transcript has 11 exons. The coding region runs from base 12 to 3140 and encodes 1042 amino acids. NCBI's taxonomy places the organism in Eukaryota, Metazoa, Chordata, Actinopteri, Scatophagidae. Gene Ontology annotation, molecular function: protein binding; ATP binding; JUN kinase kinase kinase activity.